Stylonychia lemnae is the source of this 1503-nucleotide messenger RNA. NCBI's taxonomy places the organism in Eukaryota, Ciliophora, Spirotrichea, Sporadotrichida, Oxytrichidae. The record is from the annotation of a GenBank genome assembly.
AUGUCACAUCAAGAUUAAAUUGGUUAGAUUCACGAUUCCCGCUGCAAAAUUCACUAGACUGAGGAGAUCAAGGCCUUCUGUAAGAACGAUCUAUGCUCCAUAUGCUUCAAGUGCCUCCUUGGAGAGCAUCGUAAUCACGAUGUGGUCAUGCUUGAUGAAUUGAAAGUUGAUGACUUGAAAGAUAAGGUCAGUCAAUUCCAAGAUAAGGUAGAGGACCAAAUUAAUAAGCUUGGGAACAUCAGAGAAAAAGUCUCCUCUAUAAAAGAAAACUACGAUAAAAAAUUUAAUGAUCUGCAGAAUUAGUUCAAAGAGGUGGAGAACCUCUUCUUGAAUGGCUACUUUGAGCAAUAAACUCUGGGGGAUCUCAAAAAUAGCAAAUAGAAGUAAAAGGACAUUAUAACAAAGAUAACAAACAUUCUUGACAAUCUAGACAAGCUACGCAAGGAUGUUCAGUUCCUGAAAACUAAUUCAGCUGAGUUUGAGUUUUUCAGUUUCGAAAGUAUAAGGAGCUCUCUCGAGUAGAUCAGCAAAGACCUGAUAGGAGAGGAGCGAGAACUGAGGAAACUCUCAUGCAGGAUUGCAGAUUAUUCAAAUGUAAAUGUGGUCGAGAAGUACUCUGAACUCCUGCAAAACACCUUCAUACUCAAGAAAAGCUAUAGCUCUAGCAAGUUUGUACAUUAUUUCGAAUGGGGUACAAAAAAUAUCCACUUCUAUGAUGUUGAUAAAUAAGUGGCGCACAAGGUAAAUUUGCGAACUGAGUUUAAUAUUCCCAAAUUCUGUCGGACUGUGGUUACCGAUGAAGGCAGAGUCUUUUGUAUUGGAGGCAGACAUCAAGAUAAUGUCUGCUGUGACUGGAUGAUGGAAUAUAUAGAUACAAAGUAAUUGCUAAUUUACAGGUCACCCUUGCUAUUUAGAAGAUCAGAUUUUACUGCUCUGUACUCAGAAAGAGGACUGGUCUUUGUGAUUGGAGGAAAUGAUGCCAAAUCCUUCUACACAGCUUGUGAGAAGUAUGAUAUAUAAAACGAUACCUGGAGCAGGAUAGCUGAUCUAAAUGUCGCUAGGGAUUCAGCAGCUAGCUGCAUUUUUAAUAACAAAUAUAUCUACGUCUUCUCAGGCAGGACAAAGUUCGAUAAGAAAGAGAUUACAGAUACUAUUGAAAUGUAUGAUAUUGAUUUGAACCUGUGGAGACUAGUCAAUCUCCAUGCUAAGAGCACAUGGACUGCUUGUGAUCUAGCAAUGUGCAUGCCAAUCGAUAGCAAAACUAUUCUAAUAUUCGGAGGGUUCGAUAAAACAGUGAGGACCUAAGAGUGCUUCUAGUUCAAUGUGGAAAACAAUCAAAUGGAAAGAGACUCUUAUCUUCCAAAAGUGGGUUCAUUUUCAAAUUAUGUCUUCAACUACGAUGCGUUUUUGUAUGUUGUAGGUUGGAACAACUCAAAUAAAAACCUCUAUGUUUAUAAUAUAAUGGAGAGAACCUGGAAGUUAGAAACUAAGUUUGCGCUUUGA